Messenger RNA from Fusarium verticillioides 7600, 1817 nucleotides. RefSeq lists its product as hypothetical. Gene Ontology annotation, molecular function: oxidoreductase activity, acting on paired donors, with incorporation or reduction of molecular oxygen; monooxygenase activity; iron ion binding. The transcript is spliced from 3 exons. The record is from RefSeq and is a predicted model, not a curated record. The coding region runs from base 17 to 1642 and encodes 541 amino acids. Lineage: Eukaryota; Fungi; Ascomycota; Sordariomycetes; Hypocreales; Nectriaceae.
CGCAUCCACAGCGACAAUGAAUUCUCAAUCUCUACUAACAAGUCUCGUAGACUAUCGUGUUGCGAAUGUCACAAUUCUGAGCACGACCGUUUUGGCGGCUAUAGUGGCGCUCGCCCUGCUAAACCGCCUACUAACUCCCCGCAUCGACCCACGCGAACCGCCCGUCGUGAAACCGUCGAUUCCGUGGGUAGGACACAUCAUCGGGAUAAUUCGUCACCAAGCAGAUUACCCCAGAAUCAUCCACAAUGAGAACCCUCACGUUCAAAUCGCGACCCUCCCAAUGCUCAACGGCAAAGUCUACGCCGCCUUCGAUCCCGCCCUCCUCCAAACCCUCCUCCGCAACAAGACCGCGUCAUUCGAGCCCUUUGUCUUCGACUACGCGAAGAAGACCUUUGCGCUGAAGCAGGAGACCUUUGAGAAGGUUAAAGUUCCGGGCGUUUACGAUGAAUUUACCGAGGCGAUCCAUGCGAGCUUCCAGGUUAGGCAUUUGCAGCAGAUGAAUGUGCAUUUCUUGGGGAGCAUUGCUGCGAAGCUGAACACCGCGACGAUACGUGCUGAUGCGAUCAAUGCGGGAAAGGAGACGGUCACAAAUGGAAGACUACACGUUGAGAAUUUAUAUCUUUGGUGUCGUGAUGUUAUGAGCCUCGCUACAACGCGUUCUCUCUACGGCGACACUGAUCCGUUCAAUCGCGAUCCCUCUUUAAUUGAAGACAUGUGGCUUUUCGAAGAAUCAGUCCCCUACUUCCUCCUCUCUCUCUUCCCCUCAAUUACAAUGCCAAAAGCCUACAAAGCGCGCUCCACGCUGCAAAACAUCGCGUGCAAAUGGUACGCCCAAGACCACGACAUCCACGACCCCAGCGUCUCAGCCCUCGUACGAAACCGCGCCGGCGCACUGCGCAAGAACGGUCUAACUGGGUAUGAGAUUGGCAAGUUUGAGGUUAUUCUCCCGAAUGUGGCGACGCUUAAUGCCGUGCCGACGUUUUACUGGCUUUUGCUGUACAUCCUCGACCGACCGGAUCUUCUUACGCGAAUACGAGCCGAAGCUGAGGAUGCAGCUGUUAUAGAGGAGAAUAAUGGAAAGCGGAGUGCGACGUUUAAUAUUGUGGAUUUUGAGGAGAAGAUGCCGCUGCUGGUGAGCUGUUAUCGCGAGACGUUGAGGCUUGCGAACCAGACUCUUAGCAUGCGACGCAUCCUCCAAGACACGAGCAUCACGACACCCGAGGGAACAACAUAUAUUCUCAAAAAGGACACAGACCUACAACUCCCCGCUGGCGUAGCACACUACGAAGACAGUGUCUGGGGCGCAGACGUCAACGUCUUCAAUCCAGAGCGUUUCCUCCCCGCGUCCAAGGGCAGCGCAGAAGACGAGCGCAAGCGAAAAGCAGCUUAUAUACCCUUCGGCGGCGGUCGCCAUCUCUGUCCAGGCCGAAACCUCGCUUUCGCAGAGAUAGUCGGCUUCGCGUCUGCAUUACUACUAGGUUUUGAGAUUAAAGCUGUAGACAUGGGCUUUGGCGAUGUCAAGAAGUUGGGACCGCAGCUUGCGGGGGGCACGGUGAGGCCUGAGAGGUAUGGCGCUGGGUUGGGGGCCGAGAUACAGAUGAGGCGGGGAUGGGAGGACGUGGAGUGGAGGUUUGAGUGUUGAUGCUUCGAUUGGGGAAGUAAUGUGAUGUAUUAUUUCUCAUCAAUAGUGUUGGCUUUGCUAGUACAGUGAUUGACCCCAAAUUCGAUGGUACAGACGUCGAAAAGCCCUUGUUGUUUGAUGUUUUGUGGUUUUUUGUCGAAAUGCAGAAUAAAGCAAAACCCGUUGAUUGGCCGUG